This is a messenger RNA of Aspergillus clavatus NRRL 1, 1383 nucleotides long. RefSeq names its product battenin family protein. Gene Ontology annotation, cellular component: vacuole; membrane. Lineage: Eukaryota; Fungi; Ascomycota; Eurotiomycetes; Eurotiales; Aspergillaceae. The transcript is spliced from 3 exons. The coding region runs from base 1 to 1383 and encodes 460 amino acids. Gene Ontology annotation, biological process: regulation of intracellular pH. The record is from RefSeq and is a predicted model, not a curated record.
AUGCCUCAGACAGCCAGUACAGAGGACGAAUCCAUGCUACCUCUUCCAGGUACUCCAUCUUCCUCCUGGGCCCGAUCUUGCCAACGGCUCGGCGCUGUAUUCCAGGGCGCUGAUCCUCGGGUCUGUGUGGCUUUUUGGCUAUUCGGUUUGAUCAACAAUGUCCUCUAUGUCAUCAUUCUCUCUGCAGCGCUUGACCUCGUCGGUCCCAAUAUCCCCAAAGGCGUCGUCCUUCUCGCGGAUGUGACACCAUCGUUCACGACGAAGCUUAUCGCGCCGUAUUUCAUCCAUGUGGUGCCCUACCCCGCGAGGAUCGUCAUCUUCGUCUUCCUGUCUGUAACAGGCAUGCUUCUCGUCGCACUGAGUCCGCUAAAUAUCAAUGCCAGUUCGAUUGCCACAAGGCUGGCAGGCAUCGUACUGGCCAGUAUAUCAGCUGGGGCGGGAGAACUAAGCUUCCUGGGAUUGACACAUUUCUAUGGGCCCUUCAGUCUCGCCGCCUGGGGAAGCGGGACGGGAGCAGCUGGCUUAGUCGGGGCUGGCGCGUACGCUUUGGCUACUACUUCGUUGGGGUUGAGUGUGGACACGACCCUCUUGAUGUCUGCUUGUCUUCCCGCUGUCAUGGCAGUGAGCUUCUUCAUGAUCUUGCCGAGAUCUCCCUUGCAACCAUUUUCGUCUGCAUAUGCCGGGUAUCGCGCUCUGGAGGAAAGAGAGCAACUUGCAGAGGAGCGCGCAUUCAUGGAGGACAGUUACGAUAACCUUCUUGAUGGUCAGGACCAGCUUCUGAGUGAAUCGGUCCAUUCGAACCGAAGCGAAAAGCUCGGAUGGCACCUCUUCAAGGCAAAUCUGCGGCGAGUCCGGAGUCUUUUUUUCCAUUGUAAUAUGCUUCCGCUCCUUUUGGUCUAUAUCGCAGAAUAUACGAUCAACCAAGGCGUUGCCCCGACGUUGCUAUUUCCCCUCGAUGAAUCACCCUUUUCACACUUCCGGGCCUUCUAUCCGGCUUACAAUGCCAUUUAUCAGGCUGGGGUGUUCAUCUCUCGAUCCUCAACACCAUUUUUCCGCAUCCAUGAUCUAUAUUCCCCGACCUUCUUACAGAUUCUGAACCUGGCGGUGUUGACCCUUCAUGCCGUGUUCAACUUCAUCCCUAAUGUAUAUAUCAUUUUUGUGAUCAUUUUCUGGGAGGGACUAUUGGGCGGCCUGGUCUACGUCAACACAUUUGCUGAUAUUGGUGAACGUGUGCCAAAGGAGGAUCGCGAGUUCUCUUUGGGGGCAACCGCCGUCAGUGACUCGGGAGGCACUUGUAUCGCUGGGUUUAUUAGCAUGGCUUUCGAGGUGUGGCUCUGCAAUUGGCAGGUUGCACAUGGACGGGAUUAUUGUCGGAAAACAUAG